AUGCGUGCAUCCAUGAAGCGACAUGGGACCCCGGCUCAUCACAGAAAACAGCACGCGUCUCGGCUGAAGCGGCGCGUUCUUCUUGUGGUGCUGCUGCUUCUGUUCAUCUUGUGCGGCCCGCUCAUCACGCACCCGCGCCGCCGUGAGACCAGGCGGGGGGGCGCACGGAACAUGCACUUCACCUUGCAAGGGCGCCUGGCAUUUACGCCCGUUGAGCCCACGCAGCCUCUGCAGCAUCAAUACCAACACCAGCAUCACCAGGCAAUGAGUGCUGGAGCAAAGGAAAGUCGUAACGGCGGACAGCACGCGCUAUCUGAAGGAUUGGAGCUUCCCGUAGGUCACCACAACGCGGAAGGCUUGUUUGCCUCGCACACCUGCAAAGCAGCCAACGACAAUGAUGCGAAAGACGGGACAAUCGUGAGGGUGCUGUUUCGUAGAUCCCGUUGUCGCCGUUGGGGCCCUGAAGGGACGCAGGAUGGGGUGGGGACGGAGUGUAACGAGGUCUCUCGUCCCAUCGUUGAGCUCUCACCACGUGCAUCGGCGGCAGCGUACUUUCCGGAGGAGGCGCUCGCCGAUGAGGCAGACGGGUACAAGCGGCCUAGCCAGUUGCGGAGCGUUGUGACAGAAGAAGAAGAAGAAGAA
Messenger RNA from Trypanosoma grayi, 642 nucleotides. RefSeq lists its product as hypothetical. NCBI's taxonomy places the organism in Eukaryota, Euglenozoa, Kinetoplastea, Trypanosomatida, Trypanosomatidae. The transcript has a single exon. The annotation marks the transcript as partial. The record is from RefSeq and is a predicted model, not a curated record.